Molecule: messenger RNA, 3835 nt
Organism: Ictalurus furcatus (blue catfish)
Lineage: Eukaryota; Metazoa; Chordata; Actinopteri; Siluriformes; Ictaluridae
Gene: zfyve9b
Product: zinc finger, FYVE domain containing 9b
Exons: 15
Coding region: 1079-3493 (804 amino acids)
Biological process (GO): liver development; endosomal transport
Cellular component (GO): early endosome membrane; endosome
Molecular function (GO): metal ion binding
Source: RefSeq, a predicted model, not a curated record
GAUCUACUGCACAGCGGCACAUCCCUGAAAUCAGCUGUGCCAUGGACCUCGUUUCUGAUGCCUGCUCGGGUGGUUUACAUUGAUCCUGGUCGGUGCGGAGUGCUAUCUUGAAGGCAUCACUCGUGGUAGGAAUAUUGAAGGGAAAAGAAAACCCAAGGUCAGAAUUGUUUCCGUAAUUAAAACGGAUUAACGGCGCGCGCGCUUCGGUGCUACAGGACACGCGACUGUCGCAUUGCCGCAGUCACUGACAGUAGGUGAUGUGUGUGUGUGUGUUGCAUGUGGUAUUAUUUCAGUGAAACAGUCUUGCACCGGUUUAAGAAUUAAAAUAUUCUCCCCCCUUUUAUUUAUUUAUUUAUUAUUAUUUUUUUUAAUAAAAACCCUAGAACAGAUUUUAGCUUCAAUCUCGAGAAUAAAUGUCGAGAUGCGUUUUGGACUUCCGGUAUAGAGCAGAUGCUGUGCGGCUGUUUUAGCGGUAAUAAGUGGAUGGGUUAAGCUGUGCAUGAAGACAUGAUGAAGAACAUAAAUGUGUGUAUAUAUAGGCUAUAUAUAUAAGGGGUUACCGGCUUUCUUCCCCGCAUUCACGCGCCUUUCCUUUCCGUUUGCACAUUAUGGCGCUUGGUGAACGGGUGAAAAAUGAUUGUGCGGCAACAACGAGUUGUUUUCACGCUGAUUAAAACCUACAGCUCGCACAUCACAUUAUUGCGGUAUUCAUGUGCCAAUAAAGCAACCAGAGCUUAGCUCAGCACAUUCUGGGCCGCAUGGCAAAAAAAAAAGAAAAAAAAGCGUCUCUGAAUGAGGGUUGCCAGAUCGUGCCGACUGUUUCCCAUCACCGUCUUUGCAUGAAUUGUUGUAUAGUGGCGCUGAUGAGCAAUUGCGUUGUGCAUAAUUGCUCACUGUUCAUUCAUACAGGAGGGAAUGCAGCAAUGAGACUCGGAAGAAGCUGCGUUGUGAGUCACUGGUAGAACACGUCCUCAGAUCAUGGCUGAUUUGAGGCUGGAUGCAAAGAUCAGUGUGACGUAACGCAGCCCUGAAGCAAUGCUGUGCGGCUUCUCGGACCUCUCCGGACUCUGCUGAGAGAAUGAGGCAAGCAGUGAGCGCCACGCUCUCUGUGUGGGGCGAGAGGCGCUUGGGUUACACCACUCUAAACGACUCCAGGGAGGCGCUGCUGGAGGACAGCUGCCUGAUGCCUGGGCUUAAAGAGGACUCGGUUGUGGAGGAGAAGGAGCUGGCGGAUGGUGAGCAGGACGAACAGGAGGCAGUGGUGGGAUCCUCACCGUCCACGCCUCCGGCACUGACCCAAGGUGACGGAUCUGCACCAGAACAUCCGGAGACCAAUGCGCUUCCCUCGGCUCUCCGAUGCGAACCGAGUUCAGGCCGUAGAGGCAGUGUGAACAUAAGCGCACCCGAGAAUGGGUCCACUACCGUGAGAAGGGGGUCCCUCGGUGCCCUACUUGUGCAGCGUUGCAGUUCUCUGGGCUCUACAGCUCCACAGUGGGUCCCGGAUUCUCAGGCACCAGUGUGUAUGAAAUGUGGCUCCAGAUUCUCCUUCACAAAGAGGAGGCACCACUGCAGAGCCUGCGGGAAGGUGUUCUGUGUGGUCUGCUGUGACUUGAGAUUCAGGUUGACUCACCUGGGUGGGAAAGAGGGUCGGGUCUGUGUCACCUGUCACGCUACUCUCAUUAACAAGACUCUUCGUAAGGAACAAAAGAAAGUGUGGUUUGCUGACAGCGUUUUAUCCAAAAACGAGACGUCUAGUGCCAACACUACUCCAACCCACAGAGAUUCAGUGCAGACACAUGCACCUGCAGCAGCUCAUGUGGUAUCUGCAGACCUGUCUGACAUGCCAAACUCUCCUUGUUUGGAGCAUCAGGAAGUGGUUAACAGUCCCAAAGGGAGCUCAGCUAAGCCCUUACCACAUAAAGGGCUUCCCCCUAUCCUCACCUCUACAGGUGUUAAAGGAGAUUACACAGUGGAGGAAAAGCGGACGGAGACUUCAUUGCUCGAGGAGUUGGAGCAAGGCCAGACCGAACCACUGGUAUUUGUCCUCAAUGCCAACCUUCUGGCCAUGGUGAAGAUCGUCAGCUAUGUAAACCGGAGGUGCUGGUGUGUGACGUCUAAAGGAAUGCAUGCCGUGGGUCAGCCAGAGGUAGUCGUGCUAUUACAGUGUUUACCAGAAGAAAAGAGAUUCCCCACAGACAUCUUCAAUCACUUCAUUCAAAUCUACUGGGAUGCACAGACAGGAAAGCUCUUGAAUCAUCUGAGUCAUUCGUUGGCUGCACGAGGCUUUCUGGACAGCGAGGAGCAUGCUGGGUUUCUCUAUGUGCGUCCCACGUUACAGUCUCUGGACGGGCUGCCGCUGCCCCCCCAGCCCUUCCUGUUCGGCCUGCUCAUUCUUCGGGCUGAGAGUCCCUGGGCCAGGGCCUUCCCCCUGCGCCUCAUGCUGCGUUUGGGAGCCGAGUAUAGAUUCUAUCCCUGUCCUCUGUUCAGUGUACGAUUCAGAGAGCCGCUUUUCGGUCAGAUCAACAACAGCAUUAUGAGGCUCCUUGUGGAUUUCCGUUUUUACCGUUACACGUUGCCGGUAGUGACGGGGCUCAUGGUUGAUUUGGAGGCACGGAGCACGUGCAUCACGAUCCCUAAAAGCCGUCAUGCUGAGCUGCUGAAGGUGCUGAGUAAGUCGAAUGAGAAACUGCUGGCGAUGGGCGCUUGCUUUAACGAGCGUGCCGACUCCCACCUCAUCUGUGUGCAGACUGCAGACGGACAGUACCAGACUCAGGCGAUCAGCAUCCACAGCCAGCCUCGCAGAAUUACAGGCUCCUGUUUUUUUGUAUUCAGUGGUGCACUGAAGGCUUCAUCAGGAUACCUGGCCAAAUCCAGCAUUGUUGAAGAUGGAUUGUUGGUGCAAGUGACGAUGGAAACCAUGCUGGAGUUACGGCGAGCUCUUCGAGACAUGAGAGACUUCACCCUGACCUGUGGGAAACUCCACCAAUCAGACAGACAAGAAUAUGUGCACAUUCGGUGGCAGGAUGAAGAGCCACGUUUCAAUAAGGGCAUAAUCAGUCCUAUUGACGGAAAGUCUAUGGAAUCAAUAACUUGUGUAAAGGCCCACCAGAGAUUAGAGUAUAGAGCCAGUGGAAAGGUCAUACGUUGGACAGAGGUGUUCUUUCUUCAGCGGGAGGAGCCGUCUAAUGGCCCGAACAAUUACGCCAAUCAUAACCGUCUGACAGAGCGCCUGGCACGAGCGUUCUGCCUGGCACUGUGCAAUUCUCUGAGCCUGCUAAAAGAGGAUGGUAUGACCAAAUUAGCGCUGCGGGUCACCCUGGAUGGACAGAAGAUGGAGUUCCUGGCAGGCAGUAAUGGCCAGCCUCUGCCCCUGCACUACCAGGACAGUCUAAACCAGUCGCUCAGUGCAGUUGUACUGAGUGUGUGCCAACGUCACGGACACACAGCUCUUCAGCUAGAGCUCAUUUUUUACAUCCUAGAGGACAUAGCAUAGAGGUCACCUGCUGAAACCUUCGUCAUAAAGCAAUGUGCUGCUGGAUGCCACAGCCCCAGUUUAACCCGCCUCUCACAUACAUUUUCGAAGACUGGAAAGAAUAAAGAACAUGGGUUAUAUUACCUGUGUUUAUAUCUAUAUAUAAAAAUAACCCAGAUUUCUCACAGAUCUAUCCUGUUUGCGCUCUUUGUGAUGGUUCCAUAGACUCGAGCCAUUAGAUUUGGUCUAGACUAAACCAUGUUGAAAAUCUCCGCUGGUCGCUGUGCAGUUGCUUCGUAGAAAAGUAGACAGCAUUUCAUGUGCUCAGGUGCCGUAUAUCAUUUCUGACUUGGACUGCAGGAU